Messenger RNA from Drosophila obscura, 893 nucleotides. RefSeq lists its product as uncharacterized. The transcript has a single exon. Lineage: Eukaryota; Metazoa; Arthropoda; Insecta; Diptera; Drosophilidae. The record is from RefSeq and is a predicted model, not a curated record. Bases 123 to 782 code for a protein of 219 amino acids.
UUUUAAAAUUUACUCUUCUUUUCAUUCUAGUCUCUACAUAUGUUUUGUGCAUUAUCCGAGAGCGAGCGUGUGUAUUAAAAAAUCGCGUGUCUUGUGUUUGUGUGUGUGAAACAGCAGUUAGCAUGAUAACAAGGUUGUGUGCGUUUGCGAAUAAAAAUGGACUCGCCGCCCCGCUGAUAAAUGUGAUGACUAUCGAUGUUAGGCACAAAAUCGGCACCAGCAUGGAAGAAGCGACUACUCCAGCGGAUCAGCGAAAUGUGGAGAUAAAGGCACGGAUUCCUGGCGGCAGCGAGGACUUUGUACGCCGCCUGGACAUCUCCAAGCGGCUGACGGGCAGCCAGGCGGGGGAGCUCAUCGUCCAGCGCGAUGUCUUCUUCGAAUCGCCGCUGGGCGGGCGUCUCAAGCUGCGCUACUUGCAGGCUCCGGCGCGCUCCCAGCUGGUAUACUACAAUCGUCCGGAUGUGGCUGGCCCCAAGCUCUCCUGCUUCAACAAGAUCGAGGUGGACGAGCCGGCUGUGCUGGAGAAGAUUCUGGCCCAGACGAACGGCAUCCAGGGCCAGUUGGCCAAAAAGCGGCAUUUGUUCAUACACGAGCAGACGCGCAUCCACCUGGACGAGGUGCAGGACCUCGGCCACUUCAUGGAGUUCGAGGUCUGCCUGCGACCGGAGCAGACCCUCGAGGAGGGCCAGACCAUUGCCGAGCAGCUGGCAGCGACUUUCGGAAUUCAGAAGGCGGACCUCAUGACCGGCUCCUACUUCGAUGCCCUGCGCAGCGGUCAGUGAAUGCUUCGGCCAUUUAAUUAAAUUGUUAUAAGGUUCAUUUAUUCAGUGAUUCCUUGUUGAAAAAACACACAAAGUAAAACUCAGGUCUGGCCACGGAUAUUUACAAAAGAA